Molecule: messenger RNA, 2875 nt
Organism: Girardinichthys multiradiatus
Lineage: Eukaryota; Metazoa; Chordata; Actinopteri; Cyprinodontiformes; Goodeidae
Gene: bbs7
Product: Bardet-Biedl syndrome 7
Exons: 19
Coding region: 413-2554 (713 amino acids)
Biological process (GO): intracellular protein localization; non-motile cilium assembly; intracellular transport
Cellular component (GO): BBSome; ciliary basal body; axoneme
Source: RefSeq, a predicted model, not a curated record
GUCAUUGUUACCGUGGUAACGUCAGUUUGAUUACACAGUUCGCCGUGGUCAAUUUAUCCUCAAUAUUGUCGUUAAACAGGGUCUACGCUCACAUUUAUGGCUCACAGAGAUAUUUUUUAGCUUCAGUUGUUUAAUGUUCCUCAUUCGGUGACCAUAGAAUUUAUUUGUGCUCACUGACGGAGACAGCUGGCGACUGAUUUAAUCCUGUUAGCCAAUUAGCUUGCUAGCUAACGUUAGCACGUCGAGCUAAUCUCUUGAAAGUAAUCCCAGCCUUGAAUGGCUUCAACGUUCUUGUGUUAUUUAGCUUGAAAGAAAAAAAUCUGAACAAUUUAUUAGAGUCAAGCUGACAUUUUCCUUGGUCGGAAAACAGCUGGAAUAUCAUCUAAAAACGUUUUUAAAAUAAUAAAAGAAGAUGGAGCUCCAUCUACAUAGAGUUGAUUAUACUCAGGUUGGUGUGACAUCCCAGAAAAGUAUGAGGUUACUUCCAGCGUUGGGGAAAAGGGCAACUCAAAAGGUUGCCAUAGCUGAUCAUGAUGGUGUGAUUACAUGUUUUGGGAUGAAGAAGGGAGAAGCUGUGCCUGUGUUUAAAACACUCCCUGGACCAAAGAUAGCCAGAAUGGACCUUGGAGGUGCUGUGGGAACUCCCCAGGAGAAGAUCUUUGUCUGUUCUGGUUCUCAGGUUCGAGGAUUUACAAAGAAAGGCAAACAGUUUCUCACCUUUGAGGCCAACCUCACGGAGAGCAUUAAUGCAAUGUAUGUCUCAGGCGCUGACCUGUUCCUGUGUGCAAGUUACAUCUACAAUCACUAUUGUGACUGCAAGGACCAAGACUACUUCCUUUCCGGAGACAAAAUUAAUGACAUCACAUGUUUAUCCACAGAAAAGCUUCCUCACCUCAUUCCUGUGUUGGCUUGCCAAGACCGAGUUCUCAGAGUCCUUCAGGGAUCUGAACUUGCCUACGAUAUUGAAGUUCCUGGCCCUCCAUCUGUUUUGGAACUUUACAAUAAAGAUGGAGGAGAGGAAGUCGUUUAUGGAACCACAGAUGGAAAAUUAGGACUGGUUCAAAUUGGUGACUGUGCAGCUGCAACCAAAUGGGACAUUGAAAAUGAGAAAAAGAAAGGAGGAAUUCUUUGCAUCGAGACUUAUGACAUUAUUGGAGAUGGAGUGAAUGACAUCCUGGUGGGCAGGGAUGAUGGGACAGUUGAAGUUUAUGGUUUUGACAGCUCCAAUGAGCCUGCGUUACGCUUCGAACAUGUGCUAACAGAGAGUGUGACCUCCAUCCAAGGUGGCUGUGUGGGGAAAGAGUCUUAUGAUGAGGUCUUAACUGCCACCUAUACAGGAUGGGUGACUGGGCUGACCACUGAGCCCCAGAGGGCUGAGGCUGUACAAGGAGACGAGAUCCGGAUGAGCAAGGAGACCCAGUCUAAAAUAGAAGCACUCAGGGCAGAGCUCGAGCAGCUGCAGAUUAAAGUCCUACAGGGCCGUGAGCAAUACCAGCAGACCAGUCAGUCCAGUACAGCUGUCUCUACUGUGCCCAUCUUCAGCAUCAAUGACAAGUUUACGCUCUGCCAGGAUGAUUCCAGCUACAGUCUCACUCUGGAAGUGCAAACUGCCAUCGACAAUCUACUCUUGCAGAGUGACGUCCCCAUAGACCUGCUGGAUGUAGAUAAGAACUCAGCCGUUGUCAGUUUCAGUGAAUGCGACUCAGAGCAGCCUAAUGGAAACUUCCUUCUGGCCACCUACAGAUGUCAAGCCAAUACUACAAGACUGGAGCUUAAGGUGAGAUCCAUUGAGGGACAGUAUGGGACCCUGCAGGCUUACAUCACUCCCAGGCUGCAGCCUAAGACCUGCCAGGUUCGGCAGUAUCAGAUCAAACCGCUUUCGCUCCACCAGCGGACACACAGCAUAGAUCCAGACAGGCCAAUGAACCGGCUCAGUUUGGUGGGGCAGUUCAGCUUUGCAGAGAUUCACUCCUGGGUGGUUUUCUGCUUGCCAGAGGUGCCUGAAAAAACACCUGCAGGGGAGAGCGUGUCGUUCUACUUUCAUAACGCGUUCCUUGGCACACAGCUCGAAGCCACGUACUGCAAAGGAGAAGGUCACUUUAAGUCGGACAAUAUUUCUACCAUCUCUAUACUCAGAGAUGUUCUCUCUAAAGAGGCGACCAAAAAGAAAAUAAAUCUAAAUAUUUCAUACGAUAUAAAUGACAACUCUGUUAGCCACACUCUCCAAAUGAUCCAUCCAAAGCUGGAGUACCAGUUACUGCUGGCAAAGAAAGUUCAGCUUAUUGAUGCUCUCAAAGAGCUCCAGGUUCACGAGGGAAAUGCCGAUUUCCUGAUCCCAGAGUAUCGCAGCAUCCUGGACGAGUCUGACAAUCUUCUGGAGGAGUACAAGAAGCAGCCAGCCCACCUUGAAAGGCUCUACGGAAUGAUCACUGAUCUUUUCAUUGACAAAUUCAAGUUUAAGGGCCAAAAUGUGAAAACAAAGGUGUCAUCAUUGCUGGAGAUCCUCGACAGUUAUGACUUAAAUUCACUGCUCCACUUUUUCAGUGAGCCAUGAAGUAAAAACCCCCACAAACUUAAGUUUUAUUGUUUAUUCUGUACCAAUGUGCUUUGUCUUGAAAUCACAGCACAGAAUGAUAAUUACCCAAAACUUAUGUUCUUUUAUUAUAUUUAGAAACUAUUUAUAUGUGUAAUAUUAACAUUGCAGACUAAUAAAAUAUAAUUUUUUUGUUAUUGCUUGAAAGAAUAAUACAUGUUUAUUUGAAUAAUGUGUGUCAUUUAUUGUAGUAAGCCUACAUGAAAAUGAUGUAACGCAAAUGUAGUGAUUCAGUUUCACCAUUUUUAAAGAAUUUGCUUAUUAAAUGUUUCCCAAAACAGA